CGCAUCCUUUUUGGGAUCCAACAAAAUUCUAUUUAUUUUAUUAAUUAUUUUUCAUUCUUUAAAAUUCUAAUUUUAUACCCCUCUUAACUCAAUCUAGCAUGACCAUCCUCCCCUCUCACAACCCCAACCUCACCACCACAACCACCAAACCGGAGAUGCCACACUACCAAAAACACUCACCACGGUCCACCGUCACCGCCACCACCGCCACGCGGACACCCUUCUCGUUCUUCUCCCCAAAACUCUCUGUCUACCUUUGCUCUAUAUGUGUCACCCUCUUCAUCCUCUUUCACAUUAAAAUCCUCCAAACUCCUUUACCAUCUACCCAAAACUCCCUCUCCUUCCUCCACAACUGGCAAGAGAAACUGAUCAACAACGAUGAACCCGCUUCAUGCAACCACGAUAUAACCUCAAUGGGCGACAAGCUUCGCGAAUCGGUCACGUUCCUUCCCUUGAAGGACCUCCGGUUCGCGAAUGCGGCCCUUGUGGGCCACACGUGGUUCAUGAGCUCUUUGUAUGACACACACGAAGAAGGUGAAGUACAAUACCAACAAUUUCCAUCAAAGUCAUCUAACGGCCGGAUUUUAUGCAUUAAAGGACGUGAUAAUCAUGAUGGAUCAUGGAAUUAUUAUGGUCUUGCUUACCCUGGAUUUUUACCCAAAAAUGCUACCUUGGUGCCAGGACGGACUUUUGUGUCGUAUAAUCAUUAUGAUUUUGGUAACAUAUGGCAUGGGUUAUCCGCGCUCGUACCCUUCGUUGCGUGGCAUUUGAAGAGCGAAUGCGCUGCGCCUGACCGGUGGAUUUUGUACCACUGGGGCGAGGUACGGACAGGGAUGAGCCCAUGGUUAAACACACUUAUGGAGGCAACAUUCAACGGGCCACUAAACAUUGAAAAAUUCAACGAGGACGGUAACGACUACGAGUGGCCGAUGUGUUACGAGGAGGCGGUGGUGAUGCGCCAUAACGAAGGGGGGAUGUCAAGGGAGAAGAGGAUGGAGGUUUAUGAUCUCAUUAGAUGUAAGGCAAGAAUGAUGUGUGAUGUGGAGUUGGAUCGCACCGACAACGAUAUCGGGUUAACCCUCUUCAUGAGAACGGGGCCGAGAUCGUUCCGGAAUGAGACCGCGGUGGUGGAGAUUUUUGAGAGGGAGUGUAUGAAGGUCGAGAAUUGCCGCUUGAAGGUGGCGUAUUCGAGUAAUCUUACCGUUUGUGAACAGGUGAAGUUGAUGGCUUCAACGGACAUAUUGGUUUCACCACAUGGUGCACAAUUGACGAACAUGUUUCUAAUGGAUAGAAAUAGUAGUGUGUUGGAGUUCUUUCCUAAAGGUUGGCUCAAGUUGGCCGGUGUCGGCCAGCUUGUCUACCACUGGAUAGCCAGUUGGUCUGGGAUGAAGCACCAAGGUGCAUGGCGUGACACGGAAGGUGAUCCUUGCCCCUACCCUGAUGAUGAUCGCCGUUGUAUGUCUGUCUAUAAGAAUGGUAGAAUCGGAUACAAUUCAACUUAUUUUGCCGAGUGGGCUUCAAGGGUUCUUAACGAGGUCAAAAUGAGGAAAUCUGAAGAAGCCACGAGGGGUAACAUAGUUCCUACCAAGUGUGCUUGUAGCUAAAUCGUACACUUUUUUCUAUAUGAAAGGAAUUUUCCCCGAAUUUUCAACAGGAAAGGUGAAUUUUUCUAACGGGUCUAAGUAGUAUUGGUAUCGAUCUUUAAAUGUCGUUUUAUCGGGCCAAUUAAUAAAAAUGUAAAACUGAUACCCUUGGAUGAUAUAUCAUCUCAUUCACAAAUAUAGUGAAGUAGUUUAAGAUCAUGUGUGUUACACGGGCUGUAUAAAGAAAUUACU
Molecule: messenger RNA, 1835 nt
Organism: Helianthus annuus (common sunflower)
Lineage: Eukaryota; Viridiplantae; Streptophyta; Magnoliopsida; Asterales; Asteraceae
Exons: 4
Coding region: 99-1604 (501 amino acids)
Molecular function (GO): glycosyltransferase activity
Source: RefSeq, a predicted model, not a curated record